AAUAAUAAUGGCGGCGAACCGAGCCAUGUUUCUGUGGUGGGGUUCGGGUUCGUGCCCCUCGUGGAAGCCCAUGUUGGUCCUCGGAGAGAAGGGGCUGUGGGAGGGGCUGCCCAAUAAGCAGAUCUCCUUCGACAAGAACGAGCAGAGAGGGGCGGACAUCAUGGCCGUGAAUCAGCGCGGGCAGGUGCCGACGUUCAAGGACGGCUCCCUGGUCGUGAACGAGUCGAACGCAAUAUGCAUGUACCUCGAGGAGAAGUACAGUAACGACAGCAACCGGCUACUCCCGGCCAGCGUCGAAGAGCGCUCGCAGGUCUAUUGGCGCAUGUUUGAGGCCGAUAAUUUGCUUUCCAGCGUUAUAGGUGCAUAUAUAGCAUAAAAUACAUAUCGUUAAAAUGCAA
Messenger RNA from Dreissena polymorpha, 398 nucleotides. RefSeq names its product glutathione S-transferase A-like. The transcript has 2 exons. Gene Ontology annotation, biological process: glutathione metabolic process. The coding region runs from base 8 to 376 and encodes 122 amino acids. Gene Ontology annotation, molecular function: glutathione transferase activity. The record is from RefSeq and is a predicted model, not a curated record. Lineage: Eukaryota; Metazoa; Mollusca; Bivalvia; Myida; Dreissenidae.